Molecule: messenger RNA, 1306 nt
Organism: Sodiomyces alkalinus F11
Lineage: Eukaryota; Fungi; Ascomycota; Sordariomycetes; Glomerellales; Plectosphaerellaceae
Product: alpha/beta-hydrolase
Exons: 3
Coding region: 205-1065 (286 amino acids)
Molecular function (GO): hydrolase activity
Source: RefSeq, a predicted model, not a curated record
CGAGUUUUGAAAGGGCGUGGCCAAGUCCGCAUGACCUUAAUGUAAUCUUUUAUACCCCGUGCUCCGGCACUUUUCUGGUUUCCGGGCUCGGUACCAGUCGAUCCGCCCCUCUCGCCUUCUUUUGUCUCUCUCUCUCUCUCUCCAGGCGCACCAGGCAAACGAAGAGGAAACAGAUAAACAACAAACCCCCCAGGCCUGCAGACAAUGAGGCCCAGAAUAACUUCCUCGAUCAUCCUGGCCGCCGGGGCGGUCGCCUCUGCGUCGCCGUCGUGGCCGGCCUCCAGCAGCAGCAGCAGCAGCAGCCGCCUCGAUGCUCGGCAGUCGAGUUCCGAAUGCUCGGCAUUACACAUCAUCGGCGCGCGAGAAGCAAACGCAGACAUGGGCUACGGUUCCACGGAACCCUUCGUCACCAUGCUGCUCGAUAACCUCCCCGAGGUCACGGCCGAGCCUCUCAAGUACCCUGCCCUCGGCGGCGACGACUACCAUGCGAGCGUUUCGUACGGUCUUGGGGUCUUGAUGAACGAAACCCAGCGGAUUUUCGACCGCUGUCCGGAGACCAAGAUGAUCUUGGUCGGCUACUCGACGGGUGCACAAAUUAUAGACGACGUACUCUGCGGGGGACCCGACCCCCCCAGCCUGGUGACAGAUACGAUUCUCAUGCCACCGGAGAUAGGGAAGAAGAUUGCCGCCGUGAUUUGGUUCGGGAACCCGCGGUUCAUCGGCGGGAUGCCGUAUAAUGUUGGCACAGCAGAGUUGGGCGGAUUCGCAGCCCGGCAAGAAGGCUUCGUAUGCGAAACAUACGCCGACAGGAUCCGAUCAUACUGCGACGCCGGCGACCUGUACUGCUCGCAAGGCGACAGCGAACUCACACACGGCACGUACCCCGUCAAAUACGGAGGCUCGGCCCUCAGGUUCAUCCAGCAACGGCUGGGCAUUAACUCGACGGCGGGUGAGCCCUUUGAGACCCAUGGCGACAGGCCCAGCGCGGGCAACUGGAUCAGCAGGCCGAGCCACGGCGUCGGAUUUUUGGCACUGGGAACAACAUUAGCGCUGCUCCUUUCCUGAAGCGUAUUUUAUUUUCUUCGACGGAAUGACGGGCCGAGGGCCAAGUUGUUUCGAGCCAUGAGAGGCGUAUAUGGAGUCGAUCUGUGCGAGCAUAGGCGUCAGGGCGCAGGCUAUAUCUAAAAUACAUCUUGAUGGACGUUUUUUUUUUUUUUUAUGGCAUCAUCUGCCAGUGGGAAAGGGGCGAGGACCGACGGCGGAUUGAGACUCUCGUUUCCGACCUGGGAUACUGAGCUGUCUUAUU